AUGCUCGCCAUCCCCCGCCUCUCCCAAUGCACCGCCCGUACUCUAUCGAUGACGUCAGCACUUCUGAAAGAGAAGAAAUCCACGUCAACAGCCAACGUGGAAUUCGGUGACGACGGUCUUCCAAAAGACUACAAACUGAAGACGUUACGUGCCGGAAGUCGUCGAUUAGACACGUUUGUCAAUCGGGCGACCGGACAGAGCAGUAGUGAAGUCGUCAAACUGAUUAUGCAAGGAAAAGUACGUGUCAACGAGGAGGUCUACACGAAAAAAGCGUAUAACAUUUGCCAAGAUGACGUCAUCGAGGUGUGGAAAUCACCAUUUGCAGAUAAUAACUCGUUGGCGAAUGUCGAGAGAACGGAGAUCGUUUCAUACGAAGUGACCGAUCAAGGGUACAAUAUCGAAGUGAAGAGUUGGAAGAACUUCUUGUCCGAUAAUUGGCGAUCGUCUCAAUAA
Caenorhabditis remanei is the source of this 453-nucleotide messenger RNA. RefSeq lists its product as uncharacterized. The record is from RefSeq and is a predicted model, not a curated record. Bases 1 to 453 code for a protein of 150 amino acids. The transcript is spliced from 4 exons. Gene Ontology annotation, molecular function: RNA binding. NCBI's taxonomy places the organism in Eukaryota, Metazoa, Nematoda, Chromadorea, Rhabditida, Rhabditidae.